AUGGCUGAUGGUUCGAGUAGCCAAGCUGGGGGGAGCUCCGAGAGUAGGGAACAUGAUAGGAUCUUCCCCAUCGCUAAUAUCAGCAGGAUCAUGAAGAAAGGCAUGCCUGCAAAUGGGAAAAUUUCUAAGGACGCUAAGGAUACAGUUGAAGAAUGUGUCUCUGAGUUUAUUAGUUUCAUCACCAGCGAGGCAAGUGAGAAGUGUCAGAAAGAAAAGAGGAAGACGAUUGAUGGGGAUGAUUUGCUUGGGGCAAUGGCCAAUCUAGGGUUUGAAGACUACGUCGGUCCCCUCAAGAAUUACCUAAGUUGUUACAGAGAGGUAAUCGAUUAA
Daucus carota subsp. sativus is the source of this 330-nucleotide messenger RNA. Its product is annotated as nuclear transcription factor Y subunit B-1-like. The transcript has 2 exons. Gene Ontology annotation, biological process: regulation of transcription by RNA polymerase II. The record is from RefSeq and is a predicted model, not a curated record. Gene Ontology annotation, cellular component: nucleus; CCAAT-binding factor complex. Lineage: Eukaryota; Viridiplantae; Streptophyta; Magnoliopsida; Apiales; Apiaceae. Gene Ontology annotation, molecular function: protein heterodimerization activity; DNA-binding transcription activator activity, RNA polymerase II-specific; RNA polymerase II cis-regulatory region sequence-specific DNA binding. The coding region runs from base 1 to 330 and encodes 109 amino acids.